AUGGAGAGGGGAUUAGAAACACACCAGCCCACUCGCCUCAGCCAAAGACCCAAGCUUGUUCAAACCAUUCUUCUUCCCAACGUUUAUCAUAACCCAGCCAACGAUCCAAGCUGCAAGCUUAGUGAUAAGGAGCUACAGGACGGGUUUGAUGCCGUGUACGAAGACUUAUACUGUGAACUUGCCAAGUUUGGACAUUUGCUCGAGUUGCACGUUUGUGAUAAUGUCGGAGAUCACCUUAUAGGAAACGUCUAUGCCCGUUUUGAAUGGGAAACAGAAGCUCAAGCAGCCGUCGAUAAUCUAAACGAACGCUGGUACGCAG
This is a messenger RNA of Acaulospora colombiana, 319 nucleotides long. The record is from the annotation of a GenBank genome assembly. NCBI's taxonomy places the organism in Eukaryota, Fungi, Glomeromycota, Glomeromycetes, Diversisporales, Acaulosporaceae.